GUUUUCAGGUUCGUUUCAGAGCACGGCGCGACAAACUGGAAAGAUGUCGCCACGGUUAUGAACAAGGCGUUCUCGACAGGCCGUACUGCCAAGCAGUGCAAGGACAUGUGGUUUGACCACCUUUCUCCCACUUUGCGGAGAAGUCCGUGGACCUACGAAGAAGAUAUGCUGCUGAUGGCGGCACACCAAGCGCUCGGCGACGGCAAACUGCGACUUGGGAUGAAAAAGUGGCGCAUGAUAGCGGAACGCAUCCCUGGCCGAAGCGGACCCGGCGUGCAGGUGCGACGAUGCGAUGUGCGUCUUAUUGACCUUUCCUUUGCUACUGCACAACUGUGCGUUGCUUAA
Molecule: messenger RNA, 345 nt
Organism: Volvox carteri f. nagariensis
Lineage: Eukaryota; Viridiplantae; Chlorophyta; Chlorophyceae; Chlamydomonadales; Volvocaceae
Gene: myb3
Product: transcription factor Myb3
Exons: 1
Biological process (GO): regulation of DNA-templated transcription
Cellular component (GO): nucleus
Molecular function (GO): DNA-binding transcription factor activity, RNA polymerase II-specific; RNA polymerase II cis-regulatory region sequence-specific DNA binding
Source: RefSeq, a predicted model, not a curated record